Molecule: messenger RNA, 840 nt
Organism: Danaus chrysippus (African queen)
Lineage: Eukaryota; Metazoa; Arthropoda; Insecta; Lepidoptera; Nymphalidae
Source: the annotation of a GenBank genome assembly
AUGUCUGUUUUACGACGUGUACUGUGCCAGAACAGGUGGUUACCACAAACCAGAGCACUUUCAACACAAGGACCCUUAGUGGAUCUCAAAGUGGACGAUGGCGGUGUGGCUAUAAUGACUUUACAGAGACCACCCGUAAACAGUCUUAACCUGGACUUGCUCAAAGAAAUGAGCAAAUCAUUAGACGAAAUUGCAAAGAAUAAAAGUAAAGCCAUGAUUUUAACAUCAGCGUCGCCAAAAGUAUUUUCAGCAGGUCUUGAUAUAAUGGAGAUGUAUAAACCAGACCUUAAACGGGUAGAGGAGUUCUGGACAACACUUCAAGAAGUUUGGUUUAAAUUGUUCGGUUCAAACUUUAUAACUGCUGCUGCAAUCAAUGGUCAUGCUCCAGCAGGUGGUUGCCUUCUGGCUAUGUCUUGUGAAUACAGAGUUAUGACUGGCGGCAAUUUCUCAAUUGGCCUGAAUGAGACGGCUUUAGGGAUUGUCGCACCAAAUUGGUUUAUGGACACCAUGACUAAUACUAUACCUGUUAGAGAGGCUGAAUAUGCACUCACAACUGCCAGAAUGUUCAAUGUUGAAGAGGCUUUAAAGGUUGGACUUAUAGAUGAAGUAGCAACUGACAAAGAUGAUGCUAUUGCUAAAUGCAAAGGAUUUAUUGCAAAGUUCGAUAGAAUCCCGCCAUUGGCUCGUUCUAUCACGAAAUUGAAAAUGCGACAAGCCGCCAUAAAGAGAUUACAGGACGGUAGACGUGAGGAUUUGAAUGAGUUUAUGCAAUUCGUCCAAAAUCCUAAAAUCCAGAAGAGCCUUGAAAUGUAUAUACAAUCAUUGAAGAAGAAAGCUUAA